Messenger RNA from Monosiga brevicollis MX1, 624 nucleotides. RefSeq lists its product as uncharacterized. Bases 1 to 624 code for a protein of 207 amino acids. The record is from RefSeq and is a predicted model, not a curated record. Lineage: Eukaryota; Choanoflagellata; Craspedida; Salpingoecidae. The transcript is spliced from 5 exons. Gene Ontology annotation, cellular component: cytoplasm.
AUGAUGAUGGUGGACACAUCAUCGAUCAAGGAUGGGCCGGUCGUGCCGGCGGCCGUGGCUAUUGCGGUGGUGGGCGUGAGUUGCUCCGGCAAAUCAACCGUGUGCGCGCGGCUACAUGCCGCGUUAGACCUGCCGCUGACGCUUAUUGCCCAGGACGACUUUUACCUUCCGGUCGAGGCCGUCCCGGAUCGGGUGACUCUCAAAAGCGGCAAAGUUGUGCCGGACUUUGACUCACCCUCUGCCUUGUUUGUUCAGAAGCUUGUGACGGCCGUCCGGGCCGCAAAGCAAACUUCUCAAGCCGUUAUCGUAGAGGGUAGCAUGCUGGCUGCCAUCAAGGAACUUGUGCCCCUGAUUGACGCUUGGAUUAUGUUGGACGUGCCGCAAGCCAUCUGCGCCGCCCGUCGUCGUGCCCGGGUAUAUGAAGAAGCUCCCGACCCCGUGGGUUAUUUUGAAGAGCACGCCUAUCCCACUGCCGCCCAGAGCCAACAACGACUGCUGCAGGCCGCCCCAACCAUGAAUUGCCCGGUGUUUCGUGUGGCGGGCACAGAAGAUGUGCCACACGUUGUGCAGCAGCUUGUCCAUUGGUCGCGUAACCAGAACGAUUCUUCUCACCCCGACAGCUAG